Messenger RNA from Dicrocoelium dendriticum, 2713 nucleotides. The record is from the annotation of a GenBank genome assembly. Lineage: Eukaryota; Metazoa; Platyhelminthes; Trematoda; Plagiorchiida; Dicrocoeliidae.
GGAGCCGAAAUCCAUUUUUCUCCAAUCUCCACACGGAGCAAACGCCUUGCAGUCCAUAAAGAUGACCUCCAAGGCGGAGUUACGCACCCCAAAACCACCGAAGCCACCGGAAAAGCCUCUGAUGCCUUACAUGCGCUAUAGCAGAAAAGUUUGGGAACAGGUCAAGAACUCUAACCCUCAUCUAAAGCUAUGGGAAGUUGGGAAAAUUAUCGGCCAAAUGUGGCGCGAACUUCCAGAUGAUGAAAAGACCUUAUAUAUCGAAGAGUAUGAUUCUGAGAAGAUACAGUAUACAGAGGCCUUGCGGCAGUAUCACAGUUCCCCUGCAUAUCAAGCCUGGCUAGUUGCCAAGGAGCGUGCUGAAAAGUUACUUGAGGAACAGGAUCAGGAACGAAAACAGUCCAUCAACCGCUCUCGUGAUCGUCCGGGCGACAUAUCUCAAGCUGAUCUACGGGAGUCUUAUAUGUUGGAAGACAAUGAAGAAGAAUCCGAGGAUCAGUACACAGCAAAGCACGUUGCAGCUGCUCGCUUCCAGCGUAAUCACCGAUUAAUGCAAGAGAUUCUCAGUGAUACUCGUCUGCCUGAUCCCGGACAAUUAAUCACUCAAAGCCGAUUGAAUACGCUUCGUUUGCAAGUGGAACAAUUAAAGAGCCAUAAACGCAAUCUUUGCCAAGAGAUUGAGGGAUGUGAAUUUCGUCAUCGCUCCAAGUUACAGCGUAUUCAAGAAGACUCGGACAAAUUUAUUGCCGAAUAUCAAAAACUAACUGCUGCUCGUCCAAUGAUUACCGAAGCACAAUUUGCUGAGAUGAUUAUCAAGGCCAAACAUGACGAGGACGAGCGCCUUUCACGUUAUUUGGCGGAAGCCGAACUCAGGCGUCGUAAACAACAGCAACGUCAACAACAACGUGAAGCAGAACUGGCUGUGGAAUCUGAACGCCGUCGACAACAGCUACAGCAACAACAGCUGUUGCAUCAGGCCCGGGUCCAACAAGCUCAGGGUACGGAAGCAAGCGCUCAGCCUCACUCAUCGAAUGACCGAAGUGUCGAACGCCCAUCUGCCACACACGAAAUGAACGAGUCAGUUCCACAGAUGUCAUCCAAACCACAGAUUGCCCAGCUUCCAACCGCCGCUAGUUCAAAAGCGGACACCCUUCUGACGGAACCAGUCUCACAGUCUGUCGGCGUUCCUUACGCAUCCGGUAUAUCAAACUCUUAUCCCCACGCACCUGCUCAUCCCGCGCAACGUUUUUCGCAAAUCAGCCACACUCAACACCAUUAUCCACCACCUCCUAACUACCCACCGAAUGCAAUGUCUCCCUUGUUGGUGCAACAAAUGGGAAUGUCACCUCGCGGACAGUCUCCCGCUUUCCAACAAAUGUUUGGCGCUCCGGGACUGCCAAAGGCGACUUCAUCGGGGAUGCAAAAGAAAAACGCCUCAUCGUCUUCAUCAACCUCAUCGGGAUCCUCUGCAUCGUCAACUUCAUCCAAAAGGAAAAAGUCCGACGCUGUGAUCGGUUGUGAUAAUGGCAAGUCGAAGAGGCCUGAUGGCAGUAUGGAAGUUUCGGUGUCACCGUUAGUUCCGGAUCGCCGGGGAGUACCCGGAGAUGUCACCUUGGAUCAGUCGCGUCAAGUGGAACCCUUUACUGGACCUACUCCAACCGGGGAGUACAUGCAUACUCCGCCACAGCCCCCACUAGUACGCCACCCGGCACCGCAGCAGUAUAUGCAGUCACCGCAGCAGAUACCAACUGGUAGCGCGGCUGCUGGCCACCCAUCGGCCCCCGUUGCGCCACCUUCAUUUGGUUACGAACAUGGGCCCCCCAUAAACCAGGGUUCAUCCAUACCUAGCAACGGCCCUUCUAGCGGAUAUUAUCCCCCUGCUAUGCAGCAGCCUGCUGCUGCCACGGGAAGCUUCUCAUCCCAGCCCCGACCACAAUUCGCUCACGUCAACUACGGCCCCGGCCAAUAUUCGUCAGGUACUCCGCAUGCCCCCACUUCUUCGGAGCACCCACCUCCGCCUCCCAUGUACGUCCAACAUAUGACGCAACAGCAGCAGCAGCAACAACAACAACCACCACCACAUCUUGUGCAGCAGGGACCACCAAUGAUGGGGUCACCACCACAAACGGCUGGUCAUUCUGGCCAUCCUCACCAGGGUUCUCCAGCGGGCUGGCACCACAGCGGGUCCACGAGCUACGCACCAGUGCAGUAUGCUGGAGUGCGAUACCCAAGUCCUGGCACCCCGGUCGGUUACGCUACCCACGCCCCGCGCCAUAUGCCCGUUGCUGGCAGUGGUUAUGGAAUGUCACAUCCUGGAGUGCACCACCCCAGUCAGCAUCCCCACCAACCGAUGUCUGGCCAGCCUCCGCCAACCUCUGAACCAGGAGUUUCUGGCCAGGCCAUUCCCGCCCCUCCGCCUUACCAGCAACAACAACAACAACAAGCACACGGUAAUUUUCCUCCCGGUUAUUGGUCUGCAUCGCAUUCAGCACAUCCGGAGUACAGUUCUAUGGGUCAACCAAGCCCUUACAUGUCGGCUCUCCAUCCAGAAGCUCCUGGUAUGUCUCAUCCGCCCUCGUCAAUGGACGGCAUGCAAUCUAGUUCCGCGAUGUCCAAUCACCCUCACACUGAACCCAAUCUUAAUCACAUGAAUCCUCAGCAUCCCCACCACGCUGGCGUCUAUUAUCAGGGUAAGAUUAUUGCACUGUGCAUUUAG